UUUCUGCCACCAUUCAUGAACUCGUGGCUUGCGCAUGAAAGAAAACCCGCUAUCGCUUCUGUUGUAGUAACGUCUUUCAUCACAGAGAGCAGCUGGGAGUGACAAGGGACAUGGCGGACAGCACUCCGCACACACCUGGAGGGGACCAGCUGGACAGGGCGUUAUUGGCGGCCUUCAUACCGCUCCUGAGGGAGACUGUUAUACCCAGCACCAUCAUCGCACAUCUCAUGGCACUCCUACCGCUAGAUGAGGUGGACAAAAUCCUUGCAGAUGAGAGAAGUAGCGGGCCAGCUGUAGCCAUGCAGCGGCUUCUGGGGGUACUGCAGGAGUGUAGACAGCCCGGCUGGUUUCAGGCUCUCCUGGACGCACUGGAAAACUCUAGGUAUGAGCACAUCCGGGACAUCAUCAAAGGGCGGCAGUCUGCAUGUGACAUGGCGUUUUUCAGGCGCCUCCUAGCGGUUUGUGCACCCAACCUGCAGCGCAUCGUGGCGGUGGACAUGCUGCCUCAUCUCUGUUGUCUUACUGAUGAUGAUAAAGUUCUGGUUCGAAACGAGGCCCGUAACCAUGGUAACUCCCGCGCAGUGGUGACGCUGCUGGACCGCGUGACACGCCGUGAACCCGGCUGGUUCCAACAGUUCGUCUCGGGGCUCAGGCAGACCGGCUUUGACGACAUCGCAGAGCAACUGGAGGAUUUAAGUUCAGUUCCAGAGGAGGUGUACUUCCCAGAAGAGCCGUUUGCUGAAGUGAGCGGGGUCGUUACGGGCGAGGCCGCGGUACCAACAGGUGAUGGCGGCGGGUACCAGUCGUGUCCUGAACCGGGUUUUCCAGAGGAAACUGCUCCAAGGUCUCCGGAGAAAUCUGCCCCGGAGCCGAGCUCUCCAGAGGAAUCUGCUCCAGAACCGAGCUCUCCGGAGGACACCGCUCCGUGGAAGGUGGCGCUGAGUCAGCUGGGUUCUCAGCUCAUCAGCAUGUCUGGGCGGAUGGGAGUCACAGUCGGACAGAGCAGGUCUGUAUGUUUGGCCGUACCAUUCACUACAGUACAAGAGGGGCGUUCAGCCACGGCCUGUAGUGGAGGUUCUAUGGCGAGGCGCGGGACCAGGAGAGCGGCCGCACGUUCAAAGAUGCAGAAGGAUAUUGUGCCCAAUCUUCAGCAGUACGGAUGGCCGCAAUGGGCGUGCUGAACAUACUGAUGACCGAGGGAAUAAUAGAACCCAGAGAGAUGAAAGACGAAGACUU
Branchiostoma belcheri (Belcher's lancelet) is the source of this 1236-nucleotide messenger RNA. RefSeq names its product interferon-induced helicase C domain-containing protein 1-like. The record is from RefSeq and is a predicted model, not a curated record. The coding region runs from base 111 to 1181 and encodes 356 amino acids. Lineage: Eukaryota; Metazoa; Chordata; Leptocardii; Amphioxiformes; Branchiostomatidae. The transcript has 6 exons.